AUGUCUGCGUUGCUACCACUUCCAGAGGAUAUCAAACAUCUUCUAGAAGAAUACUUACCUGGUGAGAAGCCAUUUCUUACAUUGACCUAUGCACAAUCACUUGAUAGUAGAGUAUCAGCUGGUCCUGGUUUGAGAACUGUUAUUUCCCAUGAACAGACAAAAACCAUGACACACUAUAUUAGAGCACAUCAUGAUGCUAUUGUCAUUGGAAUAUCGACCUUUCUUGCUGACAACCCCUCUUUAAAUUGUAGAUACAACCUUAACAAACAUAAAAUAAGGCCUGUCAUCAUUGAUCCGCAUUUUAAGAGUAGUUCUAAACUUGCAGGCUCUAAAAUAGUGGAGAAUUACACAGACGGAACAGGUUUGAAACCUCUCAUUGUUGUUUCCCGUGACGUCAACUCAUCGAGUACAGAGGAGUUUGAUGUUGUGCACCUAAAAUGCGUCAAUGGACGGUUCCCAUGGGAGAUCAUAGUGAAGAAAUUACAUGAAUUGGGCCUACCUCGCAUCAUGGUUGAAGGUGGAGCCUAUAUAAUCAAUUCCCUGCUGACAGAACCCAAACUCGUCGAUUCACUCAUUAUUACUAUAGGUCCUGUCUUUCUUGGUGAGAAUGGUGUUUCUGUAUCACCAGGACAAAAUGUAACUCUUGAAAACAUCAAAUGGUGGACCGGUAUCCAAGACUCAGUCAUAUGUGCAACGUUAAAAUGA
Pichia kudriavzevii is the source of this 705-nucleotide messenger RNA. RefSeq lists its product as uncharacterized. Gene Ontology annotation, molecular function: 5-amino-6-(5-phosphoribosylamino)uracil reductase activity. Gene Ontology annotation, biological process: riboflavin biosynthetic process. The record is from RefSeq and is a predicted model, not a curated record. Bases 1 to 705 code for a protein of 234 amino acids. The transcript has a single exon. Lineage: Eukaryota; Fungi; Ascomycota; Pichiomycetes; Pichiales; Pichiaceae.